Fomitiporia mediterranea MF3/22 is the source of this 2701-nucleotide messenger RNA. RefSeq lists its product as uncharacterized. The record is from RefSeq and is a predicted model, not a curated record. The transcript has 3 exons. The coding region runs from base 1298 to 2278 and encodes 326 amino acids. NCBI's taxonomy places the organism in Eukaryota, Fungi, Basidiomycota, Agaricomycetes, Hymenochaetales, Hymenochaetaceae.
CCGAACCUGCACGCAAACACGAACGUUCACGGUCGACAGCGCAACGCUCAACUCUCGAAGAACUCCCUUUGGAACGCUCGUCGCAAGCCCUGACUGGAGUACAUUCAAUAUAUUCUCUCGGCGUCGUCGGUGUGCUCCUACGACCCGUUGCUCGGCGUGCUUGUUGCCCUGGCCUCACGGACCCGUUGCCACCGCUCUGCUUUGCAUGCUCCCGGAGCUAAGCAACUCUCAUGACGUUUACUGCUCAGUAUAUCUCACUUUGCCUCGAUACAAUUCAAUAUGUUAUAUGUCGCCUGUGUUAUCUAUCCUUCCCUCGCCCACAUGGCUCGCAAUGCUGCCCUUCGAAUUCUGAUUAUGAUGGGAAGAUGAGCGUGAUAAGUAUCUCGUUCCGCUGAACCUGAUGCCCUGGAAUGCCGUUUAUAGCCUGUGCUCUUUGGCUGUCGAUCCGAUCAUUGUUGCUCUUCCCGACGACGAAGGGCGACGACAACCACUGCCCAAGCCAAAUUCCUGUUUCUUUACCAAGCCUCGGCGGCGGAUCCGGAGGCAAUCCCGUACUCUGCAUUGCUGAAACCUUCAGCCAAUCCGGAGGCUAUCUUCCUAAAUCGCGCGUCCGACGAUACAAAACUAGCGCAAGUGAGUGCGUUAGCCACGCGACCGAGCUGCCCCGUCGCAUUCUUCUUUUCAUCUUUGCUUAAUUACUUCACGCGCAUCUUUUGUCUCUCUCUUCCCUCUAGUUUCUUCGUGCUCCUACUACCUACCUCCGCCCGUCCGCGUCCGUGCAGUUCUUUCCAAUCUUGACCUAUUAUUCAAUUUGCUGGAUCUCCUAUUCCGUCGUCAGUCCCGGUCUAGCUCCCUUGAUCCUAGCUAUACGUCGCAUCUCAUUAAUUUUCUCCGCCGACAGUUUCCUUUUAAAAAGAAUGGAGAGCUCUGACUGAGCUCGACCAUCCAGCAUUUCUGACUUGACAUAAUAGCUUACAAGAGAGGCCGCGCGAGGUUUACUAUAAUUUCACCGUGUUGCGCGAUUCAACUCAACAGAGCCCACAGACAUCUACUGCACCCACUCGUUCCUUCGCGCGUUCGUCUAGACCUUCUCCAGUUCGACUCAAUACCCCUCUCUUGUUUCCCUUCUCCCCUCCUUAAACAGCUUCGCGUCGUCUCCUAUUCUUCUCCUCCGCACUCUCUCUUUAUCGCAUCCCCUGCUCUUUCGACAUUCGAUUCCUCGUUCGUACAUCCGUACGUACGUCUGUCAACUCACACCACCCCUUGAAGCAACACCAGGAUUCACAGAGACAAAGUUAUGGUCUUUCGGCUUCCCACUCCUUUCGACGCGAUUGUCCCAUCACCUCCAUCAUCUACUCGGCGCGUUCGACACACGCGUCCUUGGCGCGGUGUAUUCAUCCUACAUGGUAUCAAUCUUUUCCAAUCCCCUGAUGGACAGCAGCGGCUCCUCGUCGCAUCUGCCGAGACAGAGGGUGACAAGAGUAGCCGUACGGACCUAUGGCCAAAGCAAUUCGAAGUGCACAUUGCACAACCCGCAUGUCGUAUCGCGGACGUCCAGGCUUGGGUCACGCGCAAUGACAUUCCACUGUGUAUGUUUAUGCCGGACAGACAUGCGUCCGAUGGAACCAGCGCAGGCAUGAGUGUUACAACAAACGAGGCACAUUUCCGUGCACUCUCACGUGUCCUGGUCGAGAACCAGCUGCUCUGUAUAGCGCCCUGGCCUGCUCCAGGCUUCCCAGAGACGCGCACGGGUGCAGGCAUUCUUAUCUUUCCCAGUGCAGCUUCAAUGGGUUUGCUUAUUGGUGCUGUGUUUCUCAACACGCCCUUCCCGGACUUCAUGGGUCUCUUCUCCGGCGGUGCCGGUGGGGGUCCAAGUGCAAAUGCAGUUCCCUCCGGCCUCCCAUUCGCAGCUCCCACAAGCCUCGAUUACACCUUCGCUGCGUCCCCGUAUGGUGCUCCAAUCACCGACCCUAACACUGGUGCAGGUCCUAAUGCACCAGGAUCAGGACCAGGAGCUGGGCCAGGACCACAGCAACAAGGUCAAGUUCACUAUCGCGGCGGUUCACCCACAUACUACACAGCGCAGCCUUCUUUCGCUAUGGCACCAGGAGGAGCCAACGCCUACUAUAGCACCAAGCCGCAGAUGGACGGCUUCGCAAACGCAAAUGACGGCUCGCUGCGCGCCGCUCUUGCUGCGGCGCCCUUCGACUGGUCCAUGUUUGACGACACAACCGAUGGCUCUGGUAGCACCUCCCCCGGCUCUACGCGUACCUGGUAGCCUGGUAGCCAAUUAGUCUCUUAGAACUGUUCACACACUCCUUUUCUCUGUUUCCUUGUCUUAUCUCCAUCUCUACUUCCCCACUUCUCUCCUUCCCUUUAUCCUUCUUUCCCUUCUCGACUCGCCUACAGGACAACGAUCAAACUUCGUUCUUUGUUUCCAUCUGCUUCCCCUUUGAAUUAUCUUCUCAUGUUCCUAAACUAAGCUGUAUCCAGUAGCUGGACCCCGGACGAGCAGUCUGCCUUAAACUUUGUCAAGUUCCUUUAUCCAACCUGUAGCCAUUCCUUUGGUCCCAUAAUCAUUUACUCUCCUUACCUUUUUCUUUUUCUUUUUCAUUUUUUGUCUGUUUUCUCCCCUAAUUUCGCUUCUGCUUCCUGUCGCGCUUUUGCAAACGUAUUGUUACGUUUUCAAAAUCCGAAAUCU